GCGAGGAGGGGAAACCGAGCGUCUUGUUGUCUUGUGUCGGCCAUCAUCACUAAAUUUCUAGAUGUUUGGAGUUUUCUCCUUAAAAUUUUAGCGGUUUUUGCUCCGAUCUCAAGCUGGACUUAGCUACAGGAAAAAACACUUCGGAGAACAUCCCUUAUGGCACAGGGAAGCGAAGAGCCUCCCUUCCUGACGGUGGGAACUGAAGUUAGUGCAAAAUAUCGAGGAGCUUUUUGCGAAGCCAGCAUAAAGACUAUAAAGAAACUCGUCAAAUGCAAGAUCCAGUACAAAAAUAAUACAACUGGGACAGUCAACGAUGACGGAGUAAAAGGAGCUUUAAAGGUUGGAUCAGUUGUAGAAGUCAAGAAUUCUGAUGGCCAGUUGGUAGAUGGAGUAAUCACUAAACUAACUGAUGCCAGUGUCUACACAGUUGUAUUUGAUGAUGGAGAUGAAAGAACUCUAAGGAGGACAUCCCUGUGUUUAAAGGGGGAGCGUCAUUUCAAUGAGAGUGAAACCCUAGACCAUCUUCCAUUAACAGAUCCUGAGAAUUUUGGAACACCAGUAGUUCAAAAUGGGAAAAAGCGUAAAAAGAGAAGAUUGAGUCAACAAAGUGCAAGUAUUGAUGAUUCUGAAAAUGAAGCAGAAUCUCCAGCACCAGUAGUGAAAAAGAAAUGUCUCUUCAAUGAUAGCAUUGUUGGAAAGGUUGUUGUAGUUGAGCGAGGGACUAAACGGAAAUCCCACUGGUUUCCAGCUUUGGGAGUGAGUCCAAGCUCAGAUAACAUGGAGUUUAUCAAAUCUAAAGACCACUGCCUAGCAAGAUCCUUCAAAGAUGGCAACUAUCAUAUUGUCAAUGUACGUGAUACAAAGGAUUUCUCUAAGGAUGAAGAACCUGUUAGUACUGCCAUUCGAACAGAAAACAGAGUCACCAAGGCUGCUAUUGAUCGGGCCAUUGCAUAUCUGGAAACUGGGCGUAUCCCAUCUAUCUGGGAAGGGAACAAGUCAGAGGUGAUAAUGAAGGAUGAGGACACAGGAAAAGCAAAGCUAGAAAAGCAGUCUUCCGAGGAGGGGAGUGAAGAUGACGAAGACGAGAAGAAAGAGUUCAUGACAAAACUAACUGCAUUCAUGGACGAUAGACGAACCCCAAUCACUCGUCCUCCAGUGCUGGGUAACCAGGAUCUGGACUUGUACAAACUCUAUGUGCUGGUGCAGGAAUUUGGUGGAAUGGAAGAGGUCACCAAUCAACAACAAUGGAGAAAUCUCUACUCCAAGAUGGGAAUUGCUAUUAUGCCUCCUAGUGCGUCUCAUCACAUUAAAAUGGCUUAUAAAAAGUACUUACAACCAUAUGAAGAACACCAACUUGGAAAACCCAAUCAAGAGCCAGACGAGGAUAACGUUGAUAGUUCCACCCGUGAAAGAAACACAAGCAUGCGAGGCAAACCCACGGAAGAUGAGAAAACAGAGGCCCCUCAUCCAAGGGAAAGAAGUUCCUCACGGACUAGGCUGGACCGGUCCAUGAAAAACAGCAAGCCAGAUAAACCUGCCACUCCUGACAAGCCAGAUAAACGAGUAAAACCAGUUUCAAUGCCAGAGAGUAAACCUGCAGGGCCAAAGAAACCAGACAAGUUGAUUCUUCCUGAUAGGAGCUCUCCUACUGGUAAACCCUCCAGAGUCCCCACCCCUAGUAAGGCCACGCCCAGCAAGCGAGCUACCACACCUAAUAACAAGGGAAAACCUAAUAGUAAACCUUCCACUCCCAACCAGCCCCCAACACCAGACAGCAGCGAUGACCUCUCAGUUGACAAGAGAGACGCUUCAAGGAGGAGAGGAGAGGAUGAGUCUAGCUCUCAUCAUGAUGAAAGCAUAGACUCAGAGGUGGAUAUUGAUGAUGAAGUGACGUCACCUGAGUCUGAGCUUGCGGUGGAUGUGGUGAACAGUCCUGGCAGCCUGUCUGACAUCAGUGAGUCCAGGUCUGAUUACUGCCCUGAGGAUCCAAAGGAUUAUAAUGUGGGUGACAAGAUCCAAGUCAAAUACGGGCGUGGACGCAAUCAGCUUAUCUACGAGGCCAAGAUUACAACAAUUGAUGAGAAUGCAGAGGAGGGUAUUCUUUUUCUGAUUCAUUAUGCUGGAUGGAAUAACAGAUACGAUGAGUGGAUAAGCCCAGAUCGUGUUGUCGGCAAGAGCACAUGCCAAUCCAGAAAAAAGGGAACCUUUAUGGUAAGAGGGAUUGAGGUAGCAAGACCAAAAUUCCCACCAAAGCCAAUGGGUAGAAAUCUUCAGAAAGCGAUGCACAAGAAGGGGAAGCUGAUUCCUCCCAACAGUGGCGCCGGCAAGGCUUCUAAUGGCAAAAAUGCACCCACCAAUGGGAAUAAAGCACCUACAAGAUCUGCAUCACCCUCGGUGACUUCGGCCGCUUCCCCUGGAACAGUGUCACGGCGCACACGCUCUGAGAGGAACUCUUUGCCAGAGUCAGCUAAUGGAACAUCUGAAGGUGAUGCCCUUUCAUCUGGGCGUAGUCCACCGACAAAAAGACAGCAAAAAUCAGUGACUCCAGAGCCAACUGAUUGUGACAAAGCUGAAGAGGUCAAGCCCCUAGUUCCCAUUCCUGACAAGAAGCCUUCACUAGAGGAAAAUGUUGUGAAGAGUUUUGACCAAGCAUUUGAGAAGGAAGAUGCCCCUCUAACUUGCUCCAAGAAAGAGGACAAGGAGGUGAUUGUUCCUGAUCCCCAAGAACCGACAAGUAAUGAUAACGAGCAUGAGAAAAAGGAACCAGAAAAGCCAAAGGAACAGGGAGGUAGAAAGAAAAGCAGGCGAGUACUGAAUGGUUUGAUUAGAAGCCUGAGCUCCCCGGCAUCCAUGAACUCAGACUACUCUUUGCAAGAAGAUGACCCUGAUGCUCCUCCUGUCAAGAAAGUCAAGGUUGAAGAGGAGAAGGACUUGGAGGAUAUUAAGAUUGAGAAGUUAUUAGGUGAAAAUGUUCCAAGUGAGACUCCAGCAGCUGCGCCACACUCUGAAGGGAGCACCAGUGCUGAUGCUGACAAGUUCUGCAGUAUGAAUGGCCGCAUCGAAGAGCAACAGCCACAGGAAGGAGUGGAAGAGAACAAGUCUGAGUCUGAGAAUAAUCAGAAGGACAACUCUCAGUCGUCCAGUCCAAAUGGUAGCACAUCCAGCAGUAAAGAUGAAUGCGAGUCUACUAAAGAGAAACCAGAAAAGCACACUAGCAGACCCAGACAUGAUAGCAAAUCAGACAAGAAAAAUUCUGACGACAAACACAGGCGGCACAGAAGGAGAAGAGAAAAGAAAAAGCAGAGGCACCAUUCUGGGAAUGACAGCACUGGUAGCGACAUCCCAGCUAGUCCAGGAAUAGCCAACUCUCCUGCCUCCAGACCCUCACCCUCUCGACCGAGAAUCAAUUUUGAUGCUGAGCUAGUUAUGAUAAAAGCAAACAAAGAUAGCUCAGAGAGAAUACGACUUUUACAAGAGAAAAUAAAGGAGAUGAGAAAACUUUAUGGAUCAUUAAAAGCUGAGGUUGCCACCAUUGACCGCAGAAGGAAAAGAUUAAAGAAAAAGAGAGAAGAACAUGAAGCGGAUUCUGCCUUACAAGAAAGCAAUCACAAGUCAUCUAGCUGUGUAUCACCUACUCCUCCUCAAGUCGAGUGUAGAUAGCAUGCAAUCUUCCCAAUAGUCCUCUCCCAUAAUUCCACAACAUACGAUACAUUGUGAGUGAUUUAUUUUUAAUCUUUUAACCAAAACUUUAUAACAAUUCAUUCUCAUUCUCUAUCAUAUUUUCUCUAGUGAAAAAAAUAUGGAUCUGAUGGCAAUAAGGAAGAUUGAAAUUGUCAGAGUAUUUUAGUAUCUUUUUUGCCAUGUUUUUCAAUGUAUGUUUAUUGGUAGCUCAUGGCUUUUUACCCAUCAUUCUGAGUAUAUAUACAUUCUGAUGAGUGAACUCAAAUCAGACAAAGACUUGAAUAAUAUAUAUAUCCUGAUAUACUAAUGAUAGAAUAAGCUCUUUUGUGAGGGUGUAUAAUUAUAGCAGAGUGGCCACUAAUAAUAAUAAGUGGGCUAAACGGUGGCAUAAAUGUGAGAAUUCUCUCUAAUUGGGAAUAUGCCUGUCACCAGUAAAGGGUUGUGUGUCCUUGGUUGCUAACUUCUCAAUUAAUCCAUUAAAUGGGAUAAACAUGGAUAACAUGCACCAACCUUCUAGCAUAUGCCUUAUUAUUUAUUCCUUGAUUUGCUACCAAUAACAAACCAAUUUUGUGUUUAGCUUUUAAAGAAGUUGCCGAAAAGCUUUUAAAAAUUGAUACAUUACCCACCCAUAUGUGAGCAUUUUCAUGUGGGGUCCAUUUUAACCAUCUAAUGUAUUGAAGGUAGUAGGAUGUAAAGUAUUUAGUUUUCCUUGUGUAUAUUGAGAUAUUUAUAAUCGUUAGAUGGCCACUGAUAAGAUAUGGAAAAAGAGAAUGGAAGUGUCAUUUCUUCUAACUUUCUUAAGUGAGUGAUAGGAGAUAUUUUUGUUAGCCACUGCAGCUGUUUGGACUGUGGUAUAUAGUAAAAACGGAUUUGUUUCUUUUUUUUUGCAAUAAUCUUAAUGUGACCUUGUAUUAAGUUCAUUGCCAUUUGGCAUUGAGACAUGCUAGAAAAGGCAUUUGUUGAUAAUAGUUCUAUGCUGAGCUACUAUGUAAAAUUCAUAUCUAUAUUAUCAACACAGACUAUUAGCAAAUUAGAUGUAUAUUGAGGAAAGAAAUAUACUUAUUUCUCAGUGAAUAACAUUUUAAUUAAAAUCCUAAUAAGAACUGGUUUUAUCCAAUCAUAGGUAGGAGCCAUGGCUACAGUAAAAUGUGUUGCCAAGAUUAUAAAGCAUUCAAUGAAAUCAAUGCUAUUUUUAUAGAAUUCUCAAUUAUUGAGCUCCCCUAAUGCAAUCACCAUACAAACUGCACUUUAAACAUAUAAAAGUCAUAGCGUUAAUCUAUAAUUAUACUAUAUUGAUAUUUUUUAUUUAAUUAUUGUUUUGUUAAACUUGUACACAUUUUUUUUAUUUCUAUUUCAUUGAUACUGGUAUGAAUUACUGUACAUAAACUAUAUCUACAUUAUAGUCUGUAAUGUGCAUAGACAAAUCAAUGGUUUGAAACUAUUAGCUGUUUAUGUCUGUCCUGGGAAGCCUUACUUAGGCUACUAAGCAUUCUUAUACCCUGUCAUACAAUACUCUCAUUGGUGGAUAUUCAUAUUCCAUGUCUGUUAUAUCCUAUACAAGGAGAUCUUCUGCAAAUGAUCCAAAAUGCGUAUAUCUAUACCUGUACUAGAUAAAUUGUCUGUCCUUAAUGAUGGACAUGGGUAUUAUUAUAAAAUAACUUAACAGAACUAACAUGGAUAACAUUAUCAAGCUAGUAGAAAAAAACACUUUUGUAAGGUAAUGCAAAAGUGAAAGCUGUACAAUAGCCUGUAGAAUAUGCUGUGAAUUGGAAUGUCUUAUUUUUAACUAUGCUAUCGUUUUGAGCACCAUAUUUUAACAGUGCCAUCUAAUUUAUUUCAUGUGAAUAAAUGGCAGCUGAACCCUUAAA
Nematostella vectensis (starlet sea anemone) is the source of this 5549-nucleotide messenger RNA. Its product is annotated as AT-rich interactive domain-containing protein 4A. The transcript has 21 exons. Gene Ontology annotation, cellular component: nucleus. Gene Ontology annotation, biological process: regulation of transcription by RNA polymerase II. Lineage: Eukaryota; Metazoa; Cnidaria; Anthozoa; Actiniaria; Edwardsiidae. Gene Ontology annotation, molecular function: transcription cis-regulatory region binding. The coding region runs from base 157 to 3660 and encodes 1167 amino acids. The record is from RefSeq and is a predicted model, not a curated record.